This is a messenger RNA of Coregonus sp. 'balchen', 2071 nucleotides long. NCBI's taxonomy places the organism in Eukaryota, Metazoa, Chordata, Actinopteri, Salmoniformes, Salmonidae. The record is from the annotation of a GenBank genome assembly.
AUGGUGGAUGGAGAGAAAGAGAGAGGAGAGAAAAGCAAAGAAAGUAAGAGAGAGAGAAAAAAAUAGAGAGAAUAUUCAGAUUCUCUGUGGGUGGAUUCUUUUGUUGUUUUUGUGGUACAGUGAUUGCUUGAAGAGCAGGAGCUAACAAAAAUGGAAAGAUUAUUAUGAUGUUAUUAGGAAGUAUCUAUCUUUCUCUCCAUCCAUCAUUUCUCCUUUUUGCUGUAGACAAUAAGGCCUGUAUGUUAUGUGAGCAAGCUAGGUAGGCCCUGCCUUGUUUUAUUAUAUAACAAUACUGUACCAUCAUGCUCUGAUAAUGUGUGAUCUGUCAAUCUGAUUAUCACGAGGAGAGAGAGAGAGGGCUUGACAAUGGUUAGGUCACUUCUGCGGCAGAAUACAGAUGGUACUCUCACCCAAUCACCCUCCUCUCUAUCUCUUUCUCACCCCUCCCUCUCUCUUUUCGUGACAAGCGUAAGGGCUCAAGUGCUCUCUAUGAGUGGGUUUGAAUGAAGGCUUUACAGUAACUCACGAUGGGUCCGUUUUAUUGUAAUGGUAAUAGAACUCUGUAGCUGUACAGGGAUUUAACACGUGUUUGCAGAACCCAGGGUCUGAUGUUAAAUCAAUUUUUUUUGUCUCCCUUUUAGGACUAUCUGAUUCACCACAGUGUCUUUAGAAGAUAAACAAGAGGCAGAAUGACUCUCGCAGGUACAGUGUGUGUGUUUGCAUGUGUGUGAGAGGGAGAGAGAGGGAGAGAGGGAGAGGGAUAGAUAGAUUAAUGAUGGUCUUCUCUCCCCUGCAGCCUACAGAGACAAGAUACGGGAGCUCCCUCUAGUGUCCAUCUUCUGUUCCUGCAUCCUACCUGAAACCAAAGAAAAGCCCACUAAGAAAGGCAAACAGCUUUACACAAUUUUACCACAAUCUACCUGCAAGUCCCACAGCACACCAUAGAAGCCAUUUCAUUCAAUGAGCCAGAAAUCAGCUUACUGUAAUUAUCGUUUUUUGAUGCAGCUACACAAAUGGCACCCCUCCCCCUCAUUGGUAUUCAAUUUCCUUUGGGUCCUUCCUUUAUACAAUCUCACAAUUUUCUUAAUCUCUGCCCUCUGCAGAUGUGGUAGACCUGAAUCUGUGCAUCAUCAGGGAUAUGGAGGUGAUUGAGCUGAACAAGAGGAGGUCCGGCCAGGCCUUCGAGGUCAUCCUGAAGCCCCCCUCGUUUGACGGGGGUCCGAACCCCCUCGCCACCACACCCCCACGCAGGGAGCCCUCCCUGGAGGAGAUCCAGAGAAAGCUGGACGCCGCCGAGGAGAGGAGAAAGGUGAGGGGUCAGAGGUCAGGGGUCAGGAGGGAAAGAAAGCCAAUAUUUACUGUUUCUAGAUUUGUAUGGUGGAGAUGGGAAUGCUCACAGAAUGUUGGUCAGAAUUGAAUUUUUCCAGUUUGGUGGGGAGAUGGAAUUCUUAGAGUCAGGUGGGCAGUGUUGAGCAGGACUGCUUUGUAUCAUUGAAGAUGUAGGGACUCUGGUCUCUGUUCAUCCACUCACCCCUCCCUCUUCCUUUCUCUAUCACACCCUAGUGCCAGGAGGCUGAGUUGCUGAAGCACCUGGCUGAGAAGCGGGAACACGAGCGUGAGGUGGCCCAGAAGGCCCUUGAGGAACACAACAACUUCAUUCGGCUGGCCAAGGAGCGCCUGGAGCUGCGCAUGGAGAACAACAAGGAGAAACGGGAGGCACACCUAGCUGCCAUGCUGGAACGCCUGCAGGAGAAGGUAGAGUUACACUUAGCUGAUACCCUAGGCAGGGUUGGGGUCCAUUCCAUUUCAAUUCACUCAAUGCAGGAAGACUCUAGCUCCUUUGUUUUUUGUUUGUUUUUCAUCUGUCAUGGAUAAUAUCAUCCAUAUUCAGUCAGAAUAGUUCUAGUUGGUUAAGACUAAUCAUCCAUAGAAUAUCAUUACCUUUGACCAUUAUUUUCUUGAUAUGAAACGGACGGGAAGUCUAAAGGGUGGUGUCUGUGUUUCUCUCUUUCAGGACAAGCACGCUGUGGAGGUGAGGAAAAACAGAGAGCACAAGGAGGAGAGCGCGUAG